AUGGCAGGCAAGCCGAAGAAGUUCAAGAUCGAACCCUUCAAGCACCCGUUGAAGCUAGACCCAAACUAUGCCGACAAUACCUGGCUGUUGUUAGAGAGCGCGAUCCACGAGAUCAACAACCACAAUGCCAGCGGGCUGAGCUUCGAGGAGCUCUACAGGAAUGCGUACAACAUGGUUGUGAACAAGUACGGGGAGCGGCUGUACCGCGGCCUGGUGGACACCGAGACCGCCCACCUGCGCAAGGUGGCGGCGCGGAUAGAGGCGGCCCAGGGCGAGGGCUUCCUGCGCGCCAUCAAGGCCGAGUGGGAGUCGCACAACAAGUCGGUGCAGAUGAUCCGGGACAUCCUCAUGUACAUGGACCGCAUCUACGUGAAGCAGCAGAACAAGACCACGGUGCACCAGCUGGGGCUGGACCUGUGGCGGGACGUGGUGGUGCGCAACCGCCGCAUCCGGGACCGCCUGCUGGGCAUGCUGCUGGACAUGGUGGGGCGGGAGCGGGCGGGGGACGUGGUGGACAAGGGUCUGGUGCGGGCCAUGACACAAAUGCUGGUGGACCUGGGGCACCAGGUGUACUGCGAAGACUUUGAGACCCCCUUCCUGGAGCGCACUGCCGAGUUCUACGCGGCAGAGGCCGCCGAGUUUGUCUCCUCCUGCGACUGCCCCACCUACCUGGCGCACGCGGAGCGGCGGCUGGGCGAGGAGGUGGAGCGUGUGGGGGCCUACCUGGACCCAUCCACUGAAGCUAAAGUUGUCAAGGUGGUAGAGCGGGAGCUGAUCAGCCGGCAGAUGCGGGGGCUGGUGGACAUGGAGAACAGCGGGCUGGUACCGCAGCUGGUGCAGGACAAGUACGGGGACCUAUCCCGCAUGUACUGCCUGUUCAGACGCGUGGAGGGUGGCGUGGACCUGCUGCGCCAGACGAUGGGUGACCACCUGAAGGAAGGGGGCAAGGCGCUGGUGCUGGACCCAGAGCGGCAGAAGGACCCUGUGGAGUGGGUGCAGCGCCUGCUGCAGGAAAAGGAGAAGUACGACGCCCUCAUCUCCCGCGCUUUCUCCCACGACAAGCUCUUUGUGGCCGCCCUCAACUCCGCCUUUGAGCACUUCCUCAACCUCAACCCCCGCUCCCCAGAAUACAUCUCCCUCUUCAUGGACGACAAGCUGCGCAAGGGCCUCAAGGGUAUGAGCGAGGACGACAUAGAGGUGGUACUGGACAAGGGCAUCAUGCUCUUCCGCUUCCUGCAGGCGCGUGCAGGCCUGCCCUUCCCAGCCCUGGGCCUGGCCUGGUGGUCCUGCCCGGCCUGGCCUGCCCUUGAGAAGGAUGUGUUUGAGAAGUACUACAAGCAGCACCUGGCCAAGCGCCUGCUGCACGGCCGGUCCACCAGCGAGGACUCGGAGCAGCUGCUGCUGACCAAGCUGAAGACCGAGUGUGGCUACCAGUUCACCUCCAAGCUGGAGACCAUGUUUAGCGACAUCAAGCUCAGCAGGGAGAAGAUGGCUGACUUCAAGGGAUACCUGGAGGGGCAGGGGCGGAGGCUGGAUGUGGAGAUGACCAUGCAGGUCCUGACCAGCGGCAUGUGGCCGCAGACUAGUUCAGCGCCCACAUGUGUGCUGCCGCGCGAGCUGGAGCAGUGCACCUCUGAGUUUGUGGCAUACUACCUGCACGCCAACUCGGGUCGGCGGCUGACGUGGCAGACGGGGCUGGGCACCGCCGACAUCAAGGCCAUGUUUGGUGGCGGCGCCCGCAAGUACGAGAUCUCCUGCUCCACGUACCAGAUGGCGGUGCUCAUGCUGUUCAAUGACGCCGAGUCGCUGGUGUACGAGGAGAUUGAGGCGGCCACCUCCAUACCCGAGGACGACCUCAAGCGCGUGCUGCAGAGCCUGGCCUGCGUCAAGGGUAAGGCGGUGCUGCGCAAGGAGCCCAUGUCCAAGGAUGUGCGCCCGGGAGACCGCUUCUCCGUCAACGACGCCUUCACCUCCAAGUCGUACAAGGUCAAGAUCGGCAUGGUGACCGCGCAGGUGGGCGGGGAGGGGCGGGCCGCUGGGGGGAGCACCGGGCAGGGCUGCGGGGACUGCGGGGACGGGGACCGCGAGUUUCUGGAGCGAGACGCCACCGACCGAUCCACGUAUGUCUACCUGGCGUGA
This is a messenger RNA of Chlorella variabilis, 2139 nucleotides long. RefSeq lists its product as hypothetical. Gene Ontology annotation, biological process: ubiquitin-dependent protein catabolic process; protein ubiquitination. The record is from RefSeq and is a predicted model, not a curated record. The transcript has 20 exons. The coding region runs from base 1 to 2139 and encodes 712 amino acids. NCBI's taxonomy places the organism in Eukaryota, Viridiplantae, Chlorophyta, Trebouxiophyceae, Chlorellales, Chlorellaceae. Gene Ontology annotation, cellular component: cullin-RING ubiquitin ligase complex. Gene Ontology annotation, molecular function: ubiquitin protein ligase binding.